ACGUUACCCUGUAAUAGUAUUUUGAAUUGAACGGCCUGAUGUUGCUAGGUAACGAAACGCAAAACAGGUGCGCUGUUACUCAGGGUCUCAAACAGACUGUUAGCUAGCUUAGCUUAAAAGUAGUUUAAAGUUUUCCCUGUAGAGAGGACGACAAAUACAAAUGACUCGGUUGUUGCUACGUGUGAAUUAAAGUUGAACAUGACGGACGGAAAUACCUCUUACCAAUUGAAAUAUAACGUUACAGAUACAUUUCCAAACAUACCGAGGGCUGGGAAACUUAUACCUGAAGGAGACAGGACUAAAUCCUGCUUACAAGAAGCGACAAGGCCCCCCACUCCACCUGUCGUGAGAAAAUUCCGCAACAGUACCCAACCAGAACCAGGAGCUAUCAGAGUGCACAGAGGGAAGGCAAGUGAUCCAGAUGUUGCCACAACCCUUGUUCAUGGAAUCAGCACCAAAUCUUCCCUGACUGGCAGAGACUUACUAAAUCCUCCUCAAAAGACCUUGUUCCAGCAGAAGUUACAAGAGCUCAAUGAAGCAGUGUACACCUCCAGUAAAAAGGCACAGGUGGGCAGGUCACAUCAUCAGCAUGUUGGACUUCCCACCUGCAAUACCGACCAAACUCUGCAUGGUGUAAAAACAGUAAGAGGGUUAGAUGUGCGUGAGAUUAUUAACCCUUCAAAAACAGCAGCGGAUGUGGAGAGGGAAGCUCAGGAGGGACACGAGUCUUACAUUCGUAGCCACAACGCUUAUUUUGUUGGUGAGAGGAUUGAUAGGAAGUACGACUGGAGUCACUACAGUAAAGACAGCAGGUUUGGGAUCCUCACGCCUCAUUUCAACGACGGAUGUAAUCUUGGCAAAACUCUCCACUGGCUGGGGGAGACACGGAAGUUUUACAAUCCAAAGCCUGUUUGGAAGAGAUCUGAGAACACGGAAAAGAUGGCGCCACAAAUUGGAAAAAAGAACAAUGUAAGAGGAAAUGCCUUGAAUCUUCCACCAGAUCACACCUUUGGAAAUCUCUUGCCGUCGGAUGAAUUUGGUGUUGGAGCUAUAAUCCACUCCACAGAGCCAGGUCAGUACGUGAGAGGCCGAGAAACACAGCGCAGCCUGGUCAACGCAGUGCAGCACCACCUGAAGAAGGUCAAUUUCCACAACUUCCCGUCCCUGCUGCAGGCGUUCAGACAUUAUGACAAGGCAGGCAAGGGAUUGAUUGACAAAGAGGACCUGCAGGCCGUGUGCCGUCAGUUCCAGCUGGAUGUGAGCAAACCGGUUCUGGAUGACCUGAUGGACUACUGUGACACAGACAAGGACGGACUAAUCAACUUCCUGGAGUUCUCCAACUUCCUCAACUGGAAAGACAAGAUGCCUAUCAACAGUCGUGAUCAGUGCAUUAUGACGAAUGAGUGUCAGACCAGCACCCCUCCAGCCAACAUAGAGACGGAGCCUUUGUCAGAAUCUGCACAGCUUCCUGCCUCUCAGGCCUUAAUUAAGCCAGAGGACCUGGAGCCCAUUAAGCCCGGCAGCUCACUGAAGACCGUCAGGACCCUGAGGCGACCCAGGGAGGCCCCAGACCACUUCAUGACCUCCUCCACCCUCAUUGGGUCUGUCAGGGAUCAGGCCUCAUCAAACAGCCGCACCUAUGGGGUCCCGUCUGUGCGCUCCGACCUUCCAGCUCCACGCAUAAAGAGAGUCAGCGACAUGAACAACUAUGGUGAUACAUCGACUGCCGCAGAUCUUCUGUAUCCAUCAGUUCAUGUCCUUCGGGGUGUUCAUGAGGAGCACUUCUUCUGUCCUCGCACCAGGAAGGAGAUUGCAGAGAUCUUCAAGAAUGUGGGCGUUAAUGUUUCUGAGGAGACGUUCGACGAGGCCUGGAAGCUGGCGUCCAUGAAGCAUCCGGCCGGGGAGGUUUGUGUCGAGGUGUUCCGUAACGUACUCAAGGAAAUAAAAGCAAUGUAAUACUCCAGAGGUUUUUACCAGCACAGUGUUUCCUCAUCACAACAACUUGUUUGAUGCAGUAUUCAAAGUAGGCAUUAAUGCAUCAUGGAGCAACUUUUCUACCAAUAAAUAAACUUUAAUUCAGGUGUAUGGGUGGGUUUUCAUCUUGAAUACAAACCAACCUUCUUCUGAUACUGAUACGGUUCAUAUCUUCUGCCUCAGGAGGGGGCCCAGCAGCAUGUAGGGAAAUGACAAAAACACACAUAUUGGUGGAACAAAGCAGAAUGUGUGUAUCAUUAAUAUUCAUUGUGAUUGAAUCAAGGUUGAGUCUUAGUUUUUGAAAUCACAGAUUGUGUUAAAGUAAUCUCAGUCUUGACUUGUUUUGAUUUAUUAAGCUAUCUUUUGUUCUGGCCUGAAUAUUUACACCAGUUUCCAAAUAACAAAUAAAAAAACUAUGAACACACAUGACACUGAAUAGAAUACAACGUAAUAAAUAAGCAAAUGGACUAAAGCUAAUCAAAAAUACUUAGCCCUUAGAGGGCAGUUAAAGGGCUUUUUUGAAUUUUGGUUUAAUUGUAUCUCCCUGCACAAGGAACAAUAUACACAAAGCGACGAGGCCUCUGUGUUGCUGUCCAACUAUUCAUAAGUCACCAGACAAAUAUUUAAUACCGCAACAAAUUCAGACGUAAACAUGUCAGCAAACAAAAUAAAUGUUUUCCCUAUUAUAUGUAUUUUUUAUUGAGAAUCAAU
Molecule: messenger RNA, 2685 nt
Organism: Cottoperca gobio
Lineage: Eukaryota; Metazoa; Chordata; Actinopteri; Perciformes; Bovichtidae
Gene: efhb
Product: EF-hand domain family, member B
Molecular function (GO): calcium ion binding
Source: RefSeq, a predicted model, not a curated record